Messenger RNA from Seriola dumerili (greater amberjack), 3515 nucleotides. RefSeq names its product glucosidase alpha, acid (gene gaa). Lineage: Eukaryota; Metazoa; Chordata; Actinopteri; Carangiformes; Carangidae. Gene Ontology annotation, molecular function: carbohydrate binding; alpha-1,4-glucosidase activity. The transcript is spliced from 19 exons. The coding region runs from base 367 to 3171 and encodes 934 amino acids. Gene Ontology annotation, biological process: glycogen catabolic process; lysosome organization. Gene Ontology annotation, cellular component: lysosomal membrane. The record is from RefSeq and is a predicted model, not a curated record.
UUAUAGACAUCGUACUUUUCCUAAAUACUGCUUGUUCCGCUGCGUUUUAACAAAACGUGUUUUCUGCCACUGCUCGCAGGUAAUUUAUUUGGAGGGAAAUGCUAAAUAAAAGCUCCCCACUGAGCUGCUUCAUAGCUAAUUGCUAGUUUACAGCUAGGUAACUUGGUAAAUCCAUCUGCCACCGAGCCAAUGAGAAACAUUUUAGUAUCCAAAAAUUAUGAACAAAACAGCUAUGUGCUCAUGAUGGCUUCUUGUAAUAGGUACUGCUUACUCUGUAAAUGAAUAUAUACACCAUAUAAGGAACUAAGUGAGAGAGCUCAACUUCAGAACGCUUUGACCUGGCAGUGCAUCUCUAGUGAAAGCAUUAUGGGUCUGUAUAAUUUCACUUUAGUUGUUGUCCUUGCAUCUGCUCUGUCAGCAUGUAUGUACAUGAACCACUUGUCUAAUCAUGAAACCAGACUGGUUCGGUCAGUCAAUGCUAGGCAAAAUGAGAUCAUAGCACAUGAAAGACUUGUUAAUAAUCCAGCCAAACCACAGGAUAAUGCUGUGGAGUCCAGGGGAAUCCACCCUGAGAGCUCCCAAGAGACUGAUAUUUACAGAGGUAAUAAGUGCACCAUGGCCCCAGAGAGUCGGUUUGACUGUGCCAGGGACAGGCUUCUCAGCCAGACACAGUGUGAGGAGAGGGGAUGCUGCUAUGCCCCUCUGCCCAACUCUGCAGGACCACCUUGGUGCUUCUACCCCAGUUUGUACCCUGGCUAUAAAAUGGGUCCACUCACUCCCACCACGGGAGGCCAGGGUGCCACCCUGACUCGUGCCAAUGCCUCCUAUCUCCCCAGAGAUAUCUCCACUUUAAGCCUGGAAGUCAUUGAGGAGACUGCAGGCUGCUUGCACCUCACUUUGAAGGACCCAUCAUCUCAGCGAUAUGAAGUCAAGCUCCCAGCUGGUGUUCCUCAGAGCAGAGCUGAUUCCUAUGAUGCCCUCUACACCACUGAGUACCAGUCUGACCCAUUUGGUUUCAUAGUGCGACGUAAAUCCAAUGGAAAUGUGAUUAUGAACACCACUGUGGCUCCUCUGCUGUUUGCCGACCAGUACCUGCAGCUGUCCACUGCACUGGCCUCUUCCCUUGUGUCUGGCCUUGGGGAGCAUUACACCUCCCUCCUCUUGGAUCUUAACUGGACCUCUCUGACUCUCUGGAACAGAGACAUGGCACCUCAUGCCGAUGCUAACCUCUAUGGCUCCCACCCGUUCUACAUAGUACAGGAGGAGGAUGGCUUGGCACAUGGAGUUUUCCUUCUCAACAGCAAUGCAAUUGAGGUGAUGUUGCAGCCGACCCCCGCUCUCACCUGGGUGUCCACUGGAGGAAUCCUUGACCUGUAUAUAUUCUUGGGUCCUGACCCUCAAAGUGUUGUACGACAGUACCUCCAGGUCAUUGGUUAUCCCAUGAUGCCACCUUACUGGUCACUGGGCUUUCAUCUGUGUCGCUGGGGUUACACAACCACUAAAACAACUCGCAAGGUUGCACAACGUAUGCACAAUGCCAGCCUUCCACUGGAUGUGCAGUGGAAUGAUCUGGAUUAUGCAAAUAAGCUCAGGGUUUUCACUUUUGACCCCUGGCGAUUUGGGGACCUCCCGGAGAUGGUGGAGGAGUUCCAUAAGAGAGGCAUGAAGUACAUCCUUGUUCUGGACCCGGGGAUCAGCAGCACCAGCCCCCCUGGAACUUACCCUCCCUUUGAUGAUGGACUGAAACGAGACGUCUUCAUUAAAAAUGCUACAGGACACAUCCUGAUAGGGAAGGUUUGGCCCGGCCCAACAGCCUUCCCCGACUUCACCAACCCAGAGACCAGACAGUGGUGGGAGGACUGCAUCAGAGAUUUUCAUUCUAAAGUGCCCGUGGAUGGACUGUGGAUUGAUAUGAAUGAACCAUCCAGUUUUGUCCAGGGCUCAGUGGGGGGCUGUCCUGACAGUGAUCUUGAGAACCCCCCCUACACACCCAGGGUGGUUGGAGGCCAGUUGAACUCAGGAACUCUUUGUAUGUCAGCUCAGCAGAGGCUGUCCACUCACUACAACCUGCACAACAUGUACGGACUGACAGAAGCUUAUGCCACUAACAGAGCCCUUACGAAGGUACGAGGAAAGAGACCCUUUGUCCUGUCCCGCUCCUCUUACCCUGGCAUCGGACACUUCUCUGGAGUGUGGACAGGUGAUGUGAGGAGUGACUGGGAGCAGCUUCGAUACUCCAUCCCUGCGGUGCUGCAGUUCAGCCUGUUCGGGGUGCCUUUGGUGGGGGCGGACAUCUGUGGUUUUGGAGGCAACACCACUGAAGAGUUGUGUGUACGAUGGAUGCAGCUUGGGGCCUUCUACCCGUUUAUGAGGAACCACAAUGACAAGCCAAAUGCUCCUCAGGAGCCCUAUGUAUUUGGACAGAAGGCCCGGGCAGCCAUGCGGAGUGCAUUGAACCUUCGUUACUCCCUUCUCCCAUUCCUCUACACACUCUUUCAUCGUGCACACACCUCUGCUGAGACUGUGGCCAGGCCUCUCUUCAUGGAGUUUCCCACUGACCCUAACUGUCAGACCAUAGACAGGCAGUUCCUCUGGGGUAGUUCUCUUCUCAUUAGCCCAGUUUUAGAGCAAGGGUCAGUAGAGCUGGCUGCGUACCUGCCCCCCGGCACUUGGUACAGCCUGCACAAUGGUCAACCUUUCUACAGUAAGGGGCAAUACCUGCUUCUGCCAGCCCCUCUGGACACCAUCAACGUCCAUGUGAAGGAGGGACACAUCAUCCCCCAACAGGAGCCUGCUCUGACAACCACAGCCUCACGCGGAAACCCUUUCUUCCUGACGGUGGCACUGUCAGCUGGCGGCUGGGCCUGGGGCGACUUGUUCUGGGAUGACGGGGAAAGUCUCGACACCUAUGAAAUGGGAAAUUAUUGUUACGUCACCUUCAUUGCUGGACAGUCUCAGAUUGUGAGUGAUCCUCUGAGGCUGAAUGGGGCCCUGGAUGGUCUGAUACUGGGAGGGCUGCAGGUCUUUGGGGUUCCCUCACUACCCCGCUAUGUAUUGGCCAAUGGGGAGGAAGUCAGGGAUUUCAUGUACCGCAGCGACACCAAGGUUUUGACAGUAACCAGCCUGGCCUUGCCCAUGUCAGAGGUGUUUACAGUCCAAUGGGCUCUCUGAUGCACUGAACACUGUUACACAUGAGCCUCAGCAUUCUGCACAGUUGCUGAAAAGACCAGCUGAUUUCUUUUAGCUGUCCCAACCACUCCAGAGCUCAGUAUGCACCUUACAUUUGAUCUGUCUCAUUUUCCAGAUUGUCGCCUUUGUAAGCAGGUUUUUAAAAAUGUGUUAACAUCAAACAUGGGAGCCAUCAUCUUGAGAUGAAAGCUACUUUUGUGCUGCACUGAAUCAAGAUAAUUUAAUGCCUUAUAAUUGUAUAUAGUUUUUAUAACUAUUUAUAGUCCUUUUGUAUUUUUUUUUAAAUCAUCUUUGUUCCUCAGGUGCUUUGCUAAUAAAAAACAGUG